AUGAUCUUGAGCCGCGGCCGGUUUGACUUUGGUCGCUGCUUGAUGUGGCACUUGACAUUUGUACUUGUUGCAUGUGUUACCGUUUUCCAGUGCUACUCCAGUGCGAUCCCUGAGACCAAACUCUAUUCUAUUCAAUUCCGACUACAGCAUAAAAGUGAUGAAGUAGACGUACAAUGUCCUUUGCAAUAUGCCAAGUCAGGUGACGAACUGCUAAUUUACGAACGAAAGUGGCUGGACAACUCAACGGUGCUGAUACGUCGUAGCCAAAUAACGGAGCACACUAAAGCCAGGGAUCUGACAUUAACGGUGCGCCGGUGGACGGAGCGAAGUCAGUUCGAAUGCGUACUACACAGUCCCCAAACCAAUACAGUCGUGUACAGAACUGAAGUACGAUUCAGUCAGGACAAAGGCUAUCGACAGCUAGUAUACGAUCCGGACUUGAACGUUCGUAUUGAAGCACGACUCGGUCGCCCAUUCAGUCUGAAUUGCCCCAUCAGUAAUCACAACAAUGAAAAGAUUCUAUGGUUUCAACAUGCUGGCUACGAGAUCCUUCACGCGGAAGAAGAUGGAACAUUGCAAUUCAACACCCUGGGCAAGGAAGACCUGGGCACCUACUACUGUACGCUGAAAUCAGAUGCCCGACGAGCUGAACUAUAUCUGCCGGUUCGCAAAGUUCUGCUCACAAGCGAAGGACAAACUCAAAGUAUCAAACCCGUGUCCGGCUUGUUGGGACGCGACUCUGCAGAUAUCUAUUACUGCAGUGGACUUCCGCGUUUGCUAACCCAGAUUACUUGGGAAAAUCCCAUGGGCAGUGUAUGGGUUGGAUACAAUCAGCAAACAAUAAAGCGGUCCAAAUCCAUUGAACAACUAGCUCCGAGUUCUAUCUGGUGCUCAUUUGAUGCAUAUGAAGAACUGGAUGCAAGCGAGUCGAAUGUGACAGUUCCUGAGUCCGAUCGUCCACUGGUGCGAACUCGCCGCAGCGUACACGUUGGCCCCGCAAUUCUCGUCAUGCCACGACGCGAUUCAGAGAAUAGUACUGUUCUCCUGAAAUGCGAUUGGAAGGGUCCGGUACCAGAAGGACAAACCCUGAUGUUCCGUUGGGUUGACCCGCAGAACGGAACAGUGGCAGAUGGAAAGGAGAUCUAUCGGGAACUGCAAAUGUUUGGUGCAAUGUCCGAUGCUGACGCCCUUCAUAACUCGAUCAGUUGCGAAGUGACAUCAAAGGAGCAAGGUGAAGUGAUUGGUUCAACCAGUAUGAGUUUGGCUCCGGUUGCCGUUCGAACCAUCGGCUCCGUGGACCUGGCGCAAAUACCAAAACGUGUUUACGGAUACGGUCCUGGAGAAUCGGUUGAAAUGGUUUGCCGUGUGGAAAGAGAGUUUGUGGAAACGGGUAAAGAUAUACAAUGGACCUUCAAUGGUGGUCCGAUUCCGGAGGGGUUGAAUCGAAUCGAUCGAAUCAAAGCGAGUAUUUUGUUAACGAACGACUUGCAGCCGCAACACGAAGGGCAUUAUGUGUGUCAUAUGGGGGAGAAAACGUUGCAAGUGCAGCUCAUUCAACGACCGGUUACUCUGGGAUUGGGCACGGAGCCGGAAUCAGACACGUGCUGGGCAAACGCGGGAGAGAGCACAGAGUUCCACUGUCGACUAAGUGGUCGCGAAAAUGGUAAUCAACUCAUAGAUUGGUCGUUCAUCCCAAAAGGCAGUGAAGACGAAGUUUUGGUUCAUCCGGAUGUGAAUAUCGAACGUCCCGCUGCCACACCGGCCACUUCGUUUAUCAGUAUUCACAAUGUACAGAAGUACCAUGAGGGCACAUACGUUUGCCGUGCACUGAACAUGAAAGCAAUCUCCGAAUUGAUUGUCAAAACACGAAGCAAGUUCACCUUUCCGUUGGUUCUCCUCUCACUCCUCCUUCCGCUCUCAGUGAACCCUGAACAACUGGAUGCACGACCGGGCACAACUGUUCGAUUCCUGUGUGAGUUAUCCGCUGUGAGCGGUCAUGACGGAGGCAAGCUGUACUGGAUGCGAACUGAUCGCAAAGAUUUGCGACCGGGAAAAGAAGAAGUGAUUGGGUCCACCGGGGGACGGGCACUGUUGAUUGUGCAUUCCGUGGACUGGUCCGAUCACAACACCACUUACAUGUGUACCGACGGGGUUAGUUCCGCGGAAAGCCGCAUCUUCGUUCGCGAGGCUUGUGGUCCGGGUUAUCGAUCGUGUGAAUCAGGCGGUUGUGUCGCAUCUAGCGCGUUUUGUGAUGGUAAACAGGAUUGUGAAGAUGGCACGGAUGAGGAUCCUACUAGAUGCAAUGAAUGCAGUCCAAACGAGCUGCGUUGUGGAGAUGUUGGUGACAAAAAGCCACUGAGAAACUGUUACCUGCAGUAUUGGAGAUGUGAUGGCGAAGACGACUGUGGGAAUAACUUUGAUGAAGAAAACUGUCCAGGUGUGUUUAAAAAUCCGUAUGUGACGAUGAAUGGCGUGGUGCUGUUCACUGCAGAUUAG
Messenger RNA from Echinostoma caproni, 2496 nucleotides. Lineage: Eukaryota; Metazoa; Platyhelminthes; Trematoda; Plagiorchiida; Echinostomatidae. The record is from the annotation of a GenBank genome assembly.